Molecule: messenger RNA, 1167 nt
Organism: Abrus precatorius (Indian licorice)
Lineage: Eukaryota; Viridiplantae; Streptophyta; Magnoliopsida; Fabales; Fabaceae
Exons: 1
Coding region: 53-802 (249 amino acids)
Molecular function (GO): S-adenosylmethionine-dependent methyltransferase activity
Source: RefSeq, a predicted model, not a curated record
UAAUAACUGAAUAGAAAGAUCAGAUUGAGAAGAGAAAAGAAGAAGGAAGAAGAUGAGAAGAACAGGGAAACAUGAAGAAGAAGCAUCAACAGUUUUGGUAGAUGAAAAUAUAAAAAUGGAUAGAGAAAUAGAAAGGUUCCUGAAUAGGCUAUCGUGCGCGGCCAUAGCAAUAGCAUCCCUCACACUCCUCUUCCUCUUCCUUCAAAUCCCUGACACGUGCGUUCCCCCAGACGCACCUUCCAAGCCUCAUCUCCGCUUCCCCAAGUCCACGUGCGACUUCUCCACGCGCACUCACGUCCCCGCCGAGAAGAAGAGCCUCCGCCUCUGGUCCACGCGCGACUGGAACAACAAGGUUAAUUCAUUCUCUCUCCUCUUCCGUCAUCUCUCUCUCCUCCGCAACCACUCCAAGGUCCUCUGCGUCUCCGCCGGCGCCGGCCACGAGGUCGCCGCUCUCUCCUCCCUCGGCGUAGACGACGUCACCGGCGUCGAGCUUCUCGACUCACCACCCCUCGUCAGUCGCGCCGAUCCGCACAACCUUCCCUUCUUCGACGCCGCCUUCGAUCUCGCCUUCACCGCGCGCUUCGACGAGGCUUUGUUCCCGGCGCGUUUUGCUUCCGAGAUGGAGCGCGUGGUCAGGCCUGGCGGCGCGUGCUUUGUUCUCGUCGCGGAGUGUGGAGUUGAUGAGGUGAGAGAGGUCGUCGAUUUGUUUAGGAAUUCGAGGCUUGUUAGUUCUAGCAAUGUUACUGUAGUUGGAAUGAGAAUGACUAGUAUUCUUAUGAGAACUAGAAAAAAUUCAACAUGAUUGAUUGUACCUUAGAUCUUCAAUUUUGUUUCUAUUUAUUAUUUUUUAUGUAUGUAAAUUUGUUUUUUUGAUUUCUUGUAUAGAUUUUGUGCACAUUUUUGUUGCCUUUUGGUUUUGUUCACUGCAGCAUCAUCUGAUUCCAAUGUCUGUUUUGUUUCACUUGAAAGUGUUAGAAAAGUUUUGCUAUGUGAAUGAGUGUUGUAAUCAACACUUGAAUCUGUGUUGUAUGGGCUCUGCUAGAUGUAUAAUAGUUGAUCUUGAGGUAAAAUAGAUGAAAGUGUCUUUUAUUAACUAUAGCUGAUUCUGAUUGAGAUUGAUUUUGUACUUAAACUUCUGUUAAUUUCUUUUGCAAGUUAUAAGAAUGA